Molecule: messenger RNA, 1459 nt
Organism: Heterobasidion irregulare TC 32-1
Lineage: Eukaryota; Fungi; Basidiomycota; Agaricomycetes; Russulales; Bondarzewiaceae
Exons: 5
Coding region: 103-1128 (341 amino acids)
Cellular component (GO): cytoplasm; nucleus
Molecular function (GO): RNA binding
Source: RefSeq, a predicted model, not a curated record
CGCCCGUCGCCCGACACAGCGAGUCCGAUCCCGACGCCACCACCCCCGCCAGCCUUCCACAGCUCAAUUUUCGACUGAUCCUCUAAAAGGGCCCCGUCAAAGAUGUCGGUGGCCACAAAAAACCCUUUCGCCAUUCUGGAUGAUGCCGAGGAUUCUCGGCCGUCCAGCCCCGCUCCCGCAAAGACUCCCGCAGCUCCCCCUGCUCCCGCCACCCGCGGCGCACCCAAAUCAAGAGGCCCCGCCUCUCGCGGUGGCCGCUACUACCAGCGGGGUGGCAAGCCUGCCGCGGACUCGCAGCCCGCCGAUGCUCCCGCCGAAGAUGCUCCCGCCGAGGGCAAGAAGAGGUUCGACGGUGAAGGCCGUGGCCGUGGAAGGGGACGCGGACGCGGUGACCGCGGCGAUCGCGGUCGUGGCCGCGGUGGCGCACGCUUUGACAGGCACAGCGCCACUGGCAAGACCGACUCUGACAAGAAGGUUCACCAGGGCUGGGGCGGCGACGAAGGCACCACCGAGUUGAAGGCUGAACAAGCCGGCAACAACGAUGCCGCUGCCGACGCCGCUGCCGCCGAAUGGGGCGCACCUGUCGCCGAUGCCUGGGGCGCAGCUCCUGCCGUUGAAGGCGAUGCCGCUGCGGCCCCCGCCGCUGAGGGCGACAAGCCCGAAGAGGGCCGCAGGCGCGAACGCGAGCUUGAGGAGGAGGACAACACCCUCACCUACGAGCAGUAUCUCGCCCAGCAGAAGGAGGCCGCCGAUGCCGCCAUCCCCAAGCUUGAAGGUGUCAGGCAGGCUAACGAGGGUGCCGGCGAUGAUCUCUGGAAAGACGCCGUCCCCAAGGAAAAGAAGAACGAGGAGGAAGACGCCUACUUCGUUGGCAAGGCCAAGUCCGCGCCCAAGGCGCGCACCAAGAAAGAAGAAAAGGUCUUCCUCGAGAUCGAGGCGCGCUUUGAACGCCCCAGCCGUGGUGGACGCGGACGCGGCGGUGACCGCGGGCGUGGUGGCGACAGAGGCGACAGAGGCGACAGAGGCGGCCGUGGGCGCGGCGCUCGUGGCGCUAGGCCGCCCCGUGCCAAUGGCUCGACGCCCAACGUCGACGUCGACGAUGAGACGGCCUUCCCGUCCCUCUCGUAGGAACCAUUGCGGAUUACACCGCGCGAAAUAGGUCUGGGUAAAAAUAACGAAACCCAAAACCAGAUGUGAUUGUUCUGCCGUAACUCGCAGCCAUGUUCGUUGUAGUCGAUGUGUUGUAGUCGUGCCCUUCGUCUCGCCCUCUUCGUUUUUGCUCUUGAGCCGAAACUGUGCAUAUCUCACACCCCCGUCUCGGCCCCCGGUUCUCAGUGUCGUGUCUCGCACUCUUCCACUCUGUCUUCGUUUGUCUGUGUUGUGUAUUUUCCUCCUUAUUUUUUGCAGCGACGGCUGCCGCAUGUGCUGACACGAAAUCGAAGAUGUGAAGAUACUCAUU